AUGACUUCUUUACAAGAACUCCGAACCGCCAUCGAACACACAACGCGGCAAUUCCUGGGCGCCUACAAAGACGCCGGAGAGAAGAACGACCCGACUAUCAUCAACCGCGACGUGACCGACUCAUGUAAGCGUUAUUUCCUACCAGCUGGCGUUCUAGAACUAUAUGGAGCUCCUGCGGACUCCGCCUUGGACAAUACUGCAUAUGAACAAGGAAUGGCAAAGGAUCUCGGGAAGGGUCGGGUCACACGGACUCAAGUCUUCAACCUGACAGUAGAUACCGAGUCACGCAAGUCGGCGGCAACUACCAUCACGGAUAUGACUUUCAAAGAUGGUGACACAGUGGUGAUGGAGCAUUCUUGGGUGCUGGACUUCAAUGAGGAUGGAUCCAAAGUCAGUAACGUUGUUGAGUUCUGUGAUAUGGACGGGUUGCGCAAGAUGUUUGCCAAGGUAUACACCGCGACAUAA
Fusarium sp. VM40 is the source of this 465-nucleotide messenger RNA. The record is from the annotation of a GenBank genome assembly. Lineage: Eukaryota; Fungi; Ascomycota; Sordariomycetes; Hypocreales; Nectriaceae.